CAGCCCGCCUCUAUGAUUUUUCAUUUAACAUUUCCAUUUUUUUUGAACUUCACUUGAUCAUAUCUAACUGGGAAACGAAUCCUAUAAAACGUAAAAAAAUUUCAUCUAGUUUGCUUUCUUCUAUUAUAACUGCCGGAAAUUCUAAAUCACAUUUAACCGAUCGAUGCAUAUCAAAUAAUAAUGUACAAACUAUAAAUGAGAUUGAGCCAUCCUCGAUGGAUGAAAAGAUUACAAUAUCUUUAACCGAUAACUUAUGUGAAACGUUUGAACAAUAUCCAAAGCAAUGCUUAUCUGUCAAUAAUAUACAAGAAAUUGAGUCAGCUGAUACUUUACGCGAUUCUUCUGUGAUAGAUUCAAAUGAUGAUGCUAAUUCCAUAAAAAAAAUUGAAUCAUUGACGGUUAAUCAGAAUGAUUCACUUCAAGAUAUUUUAUAUGAUGACGAAAUAGAUUACGCCAAAAAUAAUGGCCCUCAAGAAUCUUCAAC
Molecule: messenger RNA, 484 nt
Organism: Scutellospora calospora
Lineage: Eukaryota; Fungi; Glomeromycota; Glomeromycetes; Diversisporales; Gigasporaceae
Source: the annotation of a GenBank genome assembly